Messenger RNA from Arabis nemorensis, 1077 nucleotides. Lineage: Eukaryota; Viridiplantae; Streptophyta; Magnoliopsida; Brassicales; Brassicaceae. The record is from the annotation of a GenBank genome assembly.
AUGUCUGUGAGAACAAUCCUAUCAUCGGUGGUUCUGGUGAUUCUCAUCGCCGCAUCGUCGGCGACGGAUAUCGGAUCCGAUGAGUCAAACCCGAUCCGUAUGGUCUCCGAUCGUCUCCGGGAGCUAGAGGAAUCCGUUGUCCAGAUCUUAGGCCAGUCUCGUCACGCUCUCUCCUUCGCUCGCUUCGCUCACCGGUACGGGAAAAGGUAUCUGAGCCCGGAGGAGAUUAAGCUCCGAUUCACGAUUUUCAAGGAGAAUGUGGAUUUAAUCAGAUCCACCAACAAAAAAGGCUUAUCUUACAAACUCGGUGUCAAUCAAUUUGCUGAUUUGACAUGGCAAGAGUUUCAAAGGACCAAGCUUGGUGCUGCUCAAAACUGCUCUGCUACUUUAAAGGGCAGCCACAAACUCACAGAAGCACCUCUUCCAGAAACCAAAGACUGGAGAGAAGAUGGUAUUGUUAGCCCAGUCAAAGACCAGGGAGGUUGUGGAUCUUGCUGGACAUUCAGCACAACUGGAGCUCUAGAGGCAGCUUACCAUCAGGCAUUUGGAAAAGGAAUAUCUCUCUCUGAGCAACAGCUUGUGGAUUGUGCUGGAGCUUUCAAUAACUAUGGCUGCAAUGGUGGCCUUCCUUCUCAAGCCUUCGAAUACAUCAAAUCCAACGGUGGCCUCGACACAGAAGCAGCUUAUCCUUACACUGGUAAAGAUGGAACCUGCAAAUAUUCAGCGGAAAACGUCGGUGUACAAGUCCUCGACUCAGUCAACAUUACUCUGGGCGCAGAAGAUGAACUGAAGCACGCAGUUGGAUUGGUAAGGCCAGUAAGCGUAGCAUUCGAGGUUGUAAAGUCAUUCCGGCUAUACAAGAGCGGAGUUUACACUAGUGGUGACUGUGGAAGUACUCCAAUGGAUGUGAACCACGCGGUUUUGGCGGUUGGUUAUGGAAUCGAAGACGGUGUUCCGUAUUGGCUUAUUAAGAACUCAUGGGGAGGGGAUUGGGGAGAUAAAGGCUACUUCAAGAUGGAGAUGGGGAAGAACAUGUGUGGUGUUGCUACAUGUGCAUCGUACCCGGUUGUGGCCUAA